Messenger RNA from Lathyrus oleraceus (garden pea), 1766 nucleotides. Its product is annotated as omega-6 fatty acid desaturase, endoplasmic reticulum isozyme 2. The record is from RefSeq and is a predicted model, not a curated record. Gene Ontology annotation, biological process: lipid metabolic process. Bases 106 to 1260 code for a protein of 384 amino acids. The transcript has 2 exons. NCBI's taxonomy places the organism in Eukaryota, Viridiplantae, Streptophyta, Magnoliopsida, Fabales, Fabaceae. Gene Ontology annotation, molecular function: oxidoreductase activity, acting on paired donors, with oxidation of a pair of donors resulting in the reduction of molecular oxygen to two molecules of water.
GCACAUAUUAGCCUCGCCUCGCCCCUUCUAUCCCUCCCUCUUCAUCACAACCAUUCUGCGGCGGCGCUUCAACCACAAAAUCCUCGCACUUUCAGGUUGCUGAAGAUGGGAGCUGGUGGCCGAACCUCUGUUCCUCCUUCGACCAGGAAAUCAGAGAAUGACACUGUGAAGCGGGUGCCAUUUGAAAAGCCUCCAUUUAGUCUCGGCCAGAUCAAGAAGGCCAUUCCACCUCACUGUUUUAAGCGUUCUGUUAUCCAUUCAUUCUCCUAUGUUGUUUAUGACCUCACCAUAGCCUUCUGUCUCUACUACAUUGCCACUCAUUACUUCCAGAACCUUCCUCACUCGCUCUCUUUCUUGGCCUGGCCUGCCUAUUGGGCUGUCCAAGGUUGCGUUCUUACCGGAGUUUGGGUUGUUGCGCAUGAGUGUGGCCACCACGCAUUCAGUGACUACCAAUGGCUUGAUGAUACAGUUGGCCUUGUUCUUCACUCUGCCCUUUUAGUCCCUUACUUUUCAUGGAAAUAUAGCCAUCGUCGCCACCAUUCCAACACUGGUUCUCUUGAGAAGGAUGAAGUAUUUGUGCCUAAACAAAAGUCCAGUAUCUAUUGGUACUCCAAAUACCUUAGCAACAACCCACUAGGAAGAAUCCUCACUAUUACUAUCACACUCACUCUUGGCUGGCCGCUUUACUUGGCUCUCAAUGUUUCAGGCAGGCCUUAUAAAGGGUUUGCUUGCCACUUUAACCCACAUGGUCCCAUUUACUCAGAUCGUGAACGCCUUCAAAUAUAUGUAUCAGAUGCGGCAAUACUUGCAGUAUGCUUUGGGCUUUAUCAUGUUGCAUUGGCCAAAGGUCUUGCCUGGGUUGUGUGUGUUUACGGAGUUCCACUGCUCGUAGUCAAUGGAUUCUUGGUGUUGAUCACAUUUUUGCAGCAUACUCACCCUGCGUUGCCACAUUACGAUUCCUCGGAGUGGGACUGGUUGAGAGGAGCUUUAGCAACUGUGGACAGGGAUUACGGAAUCCUGAACAAGGUCUUCCACAAUAUUACAGACACUCAUGUGGCACAUCACUUGUUCUCCACAAUGCCACAUUAUCAUGCAAUGGAGGCUACCAAGGCAAUAAAACCAAUUUUGGGAGAAUAUUAUCGGUUGGACGAAACACCGUUUUACAAGGCAUUAUGGAGGGAAGCAAGAGAGUGUAUCUAUGUUGAGCCAGAUCAAGGUACCGAGGGAAAAGGUGUAUUCUGGUACAACAAUAAGUGGUGAUUUUUAGAGCUGCUAAAGCUUGUUGUCUAUCAGGUGAAAAUGUUUGAACUUCUCUAAUUAGAAUGUUAGCACUUGGAGAAUAAUUUUGUUGAAUCCUGAUAUUUGUAGUAGUAAGCAGUCCUAAGGUAGUUUGCUUGAAUUCUGAAUAAGAUAUAGCAUUUCUAAACAGUACUAUUGAAUUUAUUGCACCAUGAUUUGAAAUCAGUGCAUUAUCUAUCUGUUAAGAAACUUAUUGUUAUUCUUGUUCUUGAUUUGUCUGUAAGAAUUAUGAAUUCGCAUAUUCUGUGUUAGACUAAGAAUUGUGAAUUUGUCUGUAACUUUAUGUGGUCAAGUCUGUUUAAUAAAAAAACAAGAUGUGUAAUGUAACACCAGAAUGAUUCAUUCCAAAUUUGGGUGGAGGAGGAUGCAGAUCAUUAAGAAUAUUAGUGUUAUAAAUCUGCUUUCCGAACAAUGAGGGGCAUGUAAAAUAAAUGAAUCAUGUAAUUUAUGCUUUUACCUUGUUUUAA